Molecule: messenger RNA, 1014 nt
Organism: Cryphonectria parasitica EP155
Lineage: Eukaryota; Fungi; Ascomycota; Sordariomycetes; Diaporthales; Cryphonectriaceae
Exons: 4
Coding region: 1-1014 (337 amino acids)
Source: RefSeq, a predicted model, not a curated record
AUGAAUGCCAACGGCAUCAGCACCAUUGUCGACAAUGUCCGAACCGACCUCGGCCUCUUCCUCGACGGCCGCUGGGCUGAGAUCGCCGCUCAGGAUGACGGCACUUUCCCUCGCGAAUCCAUUGUUCGCUCCGCUGUGAACCUGGCCGAGACCAUCGUCCGCCGCAGCCUGCAAUACAACGCCCGUAUACGCGCCAGCGGCCACCAUGAGCUCCAGCUGGAACUGGUAGAGAUCGUCGAGACAGCCGUCAAUACGGCUAUCAAUAGGGCCAACAGGUCCAAUGCCGUCGCCGCCCGUCCUCUGUACUCGGUUCCCAGAGAAGACGUGACCGGAGUUCUGCUCCCCUUCGUGCGCAAUAGCCUCUCCAUUCUCGAUUUUGACGUGAGGCACAGGCGUGUGGUCACUCCGGCCGAGGUCAUCGCUGCUCACGCAGCCUUGGUUGUCGACCCAAUCGUCAGCGCUGCAGACCAUGUGGAGAACGACGACGACGAGGCCGAGGACGACGAUGGAGACGAACAGGACGCUGGCAACCAGGCCGCGCCUCCCAACCCCAACGCCGGCAGACUCUCCUGCCCCUACCCUCGCUGCCAGACGACCUUCGCCGCCAACCGCCUGGACGCACGCCGCGACCACCUGGCCAGCUUCCACGACCACUACGAGCCAGGCGACCCCAAGGUGUUCUCCGUGUCCGAGGCCCACCUCAAGCGAGCACAAAAGCACAUCACCAUUGCUCGUUUGGUCCGCGACCGCACCCGCCUCAACCGGCUCAAGAGCCAGCUGUCCGCGGCCGAGGACAGGAUGCGCGCUCUCAACCCGAACUACAGGGCCACGCAUACCCUGGGUGCGGAUCGGGCUCCUCAGAACGUCGACGAGGUGGCGCUGGCGACGCUCACAAAGAUGGAGCUUGUCCGUCUUCUUAUCUCUGCUCGUCUCGAGCUUCAGAGGGGCUGGGAGGUUGAGAUCACCAGGCUUCAGGCCGAGGUUGCCAGGCUCCAGGCACUCCGCCGUCCGUAG